GCAGGCAAACCAUUCCUGAAACCUACGAGAACAGGGGUAGAUGUUGGACUGGACGCCACGGAGGAGCUCAGGAGUUCAAGAUGGAAUUACUGUUUCUACUUUCUCUCAUCCAUCUUUGCUGGUGGACAAACGCUCAAGACACAAGUUACCUAAUCACGUACCCAAGAGUGUUAAGACUGGACGCUGCUGAAAAGGUGGUGGUUCAGUUAUUUGGCACAAAUCAGGACGUAACUGUUGAGCUGUCCCUUAAAAAGUCAAUGUCGUGGGGUGACAAAGUGUACGAUUCACAAACAGUGACGCUCAAUGCCCAAAAUAAGUACCAAUCUGCAGCCACAUUGCGGAUUUUUUCCAGGACUUUCGCAAAAGAGGAAAAUUUUGUCUACAUCUCUGCAGUGUCCAGUAUCUUCAGUGCUCAUCAAAAGGUACCAGUUGUCUGCAACAAUGGAUUUCUUUUCAUUCAGACCGAUAAGCCUCUUUACACCCCUGAGCAGCCAGUGAAAGUGCGAGUGUACUCGUUAAAUGAAGAGCUGCAGCCAGCGCGUAGACGCGUGACUCUCACGUUUUCAGACCCUGAUGGAAUUCAGGUGGACAUGGUUGACUUACAAGAUGUUAAUGGAAUCAUAUCAAUGGAUCCUCCAUUUAAAAUACCUAUCAAACCAAAAUUUGGACUGUGGAAAAUUCACGCCGCUUACACAGAAGAGUUCACCACAACAGCUAAGGCAGAAUUUGAGAUCAAGGAAUAUGUUUUACCGAGCAUCUCCGUCAUGAUUGAGCCAGAGGCGAAUUACAUCAGCUCUGCCUAUUUCGAAUCAUUCAAACUGAAGAUUACAGCCAGGUACGUCCACGGAGCUCCCGUAGAGAGAGGAGACGUGUUCGUAAAGUUUGGAUACAAAACGAAAGACGGCACAGUCAUGAUACCUGACUCCUUGAAACGACAUCUGAUGUUUGAUGGGAAACUAGAUGUCACACUGAAUAUUAAGAGUGCACUGUCAACAAUGCCUGAUGGGCCAACAGAGCUGGCUCAACUCAUGGGAAGCAACCUACAUGUAGUUGUUCUGGUACAAGAGUCAACAGGUGGGAUCUCUCAGGAAGCAGAGCUGAGUAACAUGGAGUUUGUCAGCAUCCCAUACAAACUGAGUCUGAUCGCAACGCCCCCCUUCAUCAAGCCCUCUCUACCCUACACCAUCAGAGUAUUGGUUCGAGACCCUUUGGGGGUACCAGUUAGCAGAGUUCCAGUAAAAGUGUCUGCGAUUCUACAGGAUGAGAGUGGGCAGAUGGAACCUCUUUAUUAUUCUGGUCAAAAAGCAGAGGUCACUGAGAUUACCCAGAGAACUGGCAUCGCGCAGUUUGUUUACAACAUUCCUGCCAAUGUGAAAAAAGCUGACUUUUCCUUUGUAACUGCAGAUACAAGAUACUCUCCCACCACUCAAGGACAACUUACGCUGAACACUGAAGCCUACAAAUCCGUCAAUCACAGAUAUUUGUACAUCGACUUGCCCUCGGACCAGUCCACCCUUUCAGUUGACGCGUUUGCCAGCAUCACCAUUUACUUUCACUAUGCUAAUUACCUCCCUCUCAAGUUCUUCAGCUAUCAGGUCAUCUCAAAGGGCAAGGUUGUGAAGUUUUCCACGGAGAAGCGCGUAGAGAAUGCCAAAAGCCAGAGCAUCAACUUCCGUGUGACCCCUGACAUGGUUCCGUCUAUCCGUUUGCUGGUGUAUUACAUCCUGUCUGGGGAGCAAAAGGCAGAGCUUGUGGCAGAUUCCGUAUGGCUUGAUGUAAAGGCUAAAUGUCCCAACGAUUUGAAGGUAGACCUCUCUGCACCCAAUAAGAAGUACAAACCAAAGGACACUCUAGACCUAUCUGUAAAGACGGGUGACACGUCCCUGGUGGCCUUGUCUUCCCUUGAUACCGCUUUGUACUCCCUUCGCUCGGCCAAAACGGACCCACUGGCCCGGGUGUUGCGACAUAUUGAAGAGAAGGACCUGGGAUGUGGGGGAGGAGGAGGUAUUAACAAUGCCAAUGUGUUUACCCGUGCCGGCCUCGCAUUCAUGACCAACGCAAACGCCCACGCCUCUGACGCAGACGCCUGUACGGCUAUUGUGAGGACAAAACGUUCUGUUCCACUAGAGGACCAGCGUAAAGAAAAAGCAACGUUACGUUCACCUGCCAGAAGGAAAAAACGCUCAACUGAUUUCCAUCAUCUGUUCAAGGAAAAAGCAAAAACAUACAAGUCAUAUGAAAAGUGCUGUAUGGAAGCGUUUGACAGUUUGCCAACGCUAGAUUCAUGUGCUGAUCGAGCCAGGAACCUUAGGACUGAUCACAUGAAGUGUAAGAAGGCUUUCUAUGACUGCUGCAAGUACGCUCAUGAUCUCAGACAGAGAGAUCAGAGCGUGAUCUCUCUGUCUCGCUCGGCGAUAGAGUUUCUGUUUGACCUGACGCCCCCAAUCGCUCGAACUUACUUCCCGGAGAGUUGGCUUUGGGAGGAGCAUUCAAUCCAAGACAGGUCUCACUCACUGGUCAUUCCGAGAACCCUGCCAGACUCUCUAACUACAUGGGAAAUGAAAGCAGUAGGCAUGUUUAAUACUGGAAUAUGUGUGGCAGACCCUCUCCAGGUUUCAGUUGGGAAGGAAAUAAGUAUUGAUGUCCCCCUGCCUUACUCCAUGGUGCGAGGGGAACAGCUGGAACUCAAGGGCUCAGUCUACAACCAGUACGAUCAGUCAACGAGAUUUCUCGUGACCCUGUCGGUCUCAGAUGGGCUGUGUCUGGGGAAAGGGAGCGGUCAAGACUCUCCCUUGAAAAUCAGUGGAACCAUUGAAGCGGGCUCGGUCAGCAUGGUCAGUUUUUUCAUCAUGGCGCUGACGGCGGGUGAGCACACUCUCACCUUUACCUUGAGGACCAGUUUGGGACAUGAUGAGGUGGUCAAGAAACUGCGUGUGGUGCCAGAGGGUGUCAGAGCGGAAAAACCCGAGGGUAAAACACUGGAUCCUCGAGGUGUUUUUGGGACUCCAACCAGAAAAAUAGAGCUGAAAAUUGCUCUUCCUGAAAAAAUGGUUCCGUUAUCCUCCGUCGACCGUAGCCUUACUGUCAACGGUGAGAUUUUGGGUGAGGUGCUGUCAAUCAUUACCGAUCCCGCGGGUCUACAGAAGUUGGUCAACUUACCCCGAGGAUCGGCAGAGGUGGAGCUUAUGGCCCUGCUGCCAAUCUACUACGUCUUUCACUUCAUAGACAGCACUGAGAGGUGGGACACCCUGGGGAAGGAGUUCGGCGCCAGCAGCAGUGAGCUAAAGAGAAAGAUGGCAGAGGGCGUCACUAGUAUCAUGUCUUUUAAGAGUAAGCGGGAGUAUAGUUUCAGAAUGUGGGACAAGGAUUUAGAAGCCAGCACAUGGUUGACUGCACUUGUUGUGAAGACCCUGGCUGAGAUGGAUAAAUACAUCACAAUAAACCGCAAUGUUCUGACUAACACCGUCAACUGGUUGAUCACUAAUUGCCAAGCGAGCGACGGCUCUUUCAAAGAACAGUCUACUGUCAAACCAAAGAAACUGAUGGGUGCCGGCGCAGACGUGACUGAACAGAAGGUCUACCUUACAUCGUUUGUCAUUAUUGCCAUCAAGAACGCCUUGUCAGUCCCAAAAUCAGACUUGGAGAUGUUUGCAGAUGCUAUGAAAUUGGCAGCUCAUUACGUUUCCACAAAGGCAGCCAGCCUGAAGAGUUUGUACGUGAAAGCCAUCGCAGUGUACGCAAUGACCCUUGCAGACCCUCACAGCUCUCCAGCCUCACAGCUGUACCAGGAACUGGAGAGAGAAGCAUCGGUUAAAGGGACACCGGCCGUUGUCCGCUUCUGGAAGGAGGAUGAUUCUCCUCAGGAUCCAUUAAAGCCCAAUAAAGCCUCUUCAAAGACAGUAGAGACCACCGUCUACGUUCUACUCACAGCUCUGCGUAAAGGACAAGUGUCCUAUUCCAAACCCAUCCUCCACUGGUUAACUCAAGACCAACGCUAUGGCGGCGGCUUCUUCUCAACACAGGAUAGCAUUCUCACCCUAGAGGCUUUGACCAAAUACGGCAUCUUAGCCAAAAGUGCUAAGCUGGAUAUGGACAUCCAGGUUUCAUACAGGAAGAAGGGCGACCUUAAAAUGAUCAAGCUCACCCAGCGACACCCCGUGGGCGGAUCUAUUGAGGUGACUCAAAAUGAUGACCUCAUCCUGUCUACAGCCAUGAGCUCAGGAGUGGCAUUUGCUACUCUAAGGACGGUGUACUAUGUAUUGUCAGUUAGCAAUGAAAAUUGCCACUUCGACCUAAACAUUGAUGUCCGUGCUCGUCAGCCAGGCUCCAACGAUCCCAUGCUCCUGUCACCUCGAAUUGUUGCCUGCGCAAAAUACAAGCCUCGACCAAACGAGUUUGAAAUGGAGGCUGGACGAACGGUGAUGGAAAUAAAUUUGCCCACUGGAAUGAUCCCCUUGCAAGAAGAUCUGGAGAUGAUCCUGAAUGGAUACGAGGUCUUGAUUUCAAGUUAUGAAAUUAGGGGCAGCCAAGUUCUCCUUGAGAUAGACUCGGUCCCGUCUGAUAGAUACCACUGUGUGGGAUUCCGUGUUCAAGAGCAGUUUAACGUUGGAAUGACCAAGGCGUCCUCCUUCAGGGUCUAUGAAUUCUACGAUCCAUCGAGUGAAUGCAUUAAAUUCUACAACAACCAAGAGAAAAAAAUACUGCGCUUAUGUGAAGGGGACCAGUGUAUGUGCAUGGCAGCGGAAUGCUGCAAUUUCAAGUCUUCUAUGGAUAAUAGUGUUACUGCUCUCGAGCGAAGAAAGGAUACCUGCAAGGACAGCAUUAAAUAUGCAUUGAAAGUCAUGAUUGAAUCCUCCACAGCAGAAGAAGACUUUGUGACCUAUAAAGCUACAGUUAAGAAUAUCUUCAAAAAAGGAACCGAAGACAUUAAAUUCGAAGAAGAAGUGGAACUUAUAAAGAAGGCAACAUGUACUUCAACAAAAAUUGAAACAGGCAAACAGUAUCUAGUCAUGGGAACUGAGAUUAUGCCAGUCUCUGUUGGUAAUCAUCACAAGUACAAGUUUCCUUUGGAUUCUCAAUAUACUGUGGAGGUAUGGCCAUCAGCGGAUAGUUGCACUGGGCCUCCCUGUACAGACUAUGUCAAAAUUUUGAAUCUUUUUGAAGAAGAUUUCCUGUUUUCUGGUUGUGAUUUUUGACUUAGCUUGUAAUUCAUGACAGCUUUUGAUGGUUCUGCAAUCUCAACAAUACAUUUAAAGGGUCAGAGGUACAUUCACAGUUGCUUGUUAUUUUUGAAAAACGACAUUUCGAAAUUUUGUUUAGUUUUAUGUUAAGUCUGACUUACUUUUGUGUAAUAUGAAUUUGAUGGAUGAUGCUGUCAAUAAAUAAAAUCAGCUGAAUCAUGAAUAAAUGUGCAACAUGUUUGGUUGAGACCCCUCUCAAUGUUUACUGCAAUGUUUUACUACAAUUGUUUCUCCUUUUUUGAAGAAAAUGUCCUUACAGUAUUAACACCUUGGAAUCUGAAUAAAAUGAACGUGCUGGAGUA
This is a messenger RNA of Chanos chanos (milkfish), 5542 nucleotides long. It is a transcript of the gene c5, whose product is annotated as complement component 5. Gene Ontology annotation, molecular function: endopeptidase inhibitor activity; protein binding. The transcript is spliced from 42 exons. Lineage: Eukaryota; Metazoa; Chordata; Actinopteri; Gonorynchiformes; Chanidae. The record is from RefSeq and is a predicted model, not a curated record. Gene Ontology annotation, cellular component: extracellular region. The coding region runs from base 81 to 5195 and encodes 1704 amino acids.